Molecule: messenger RNA, 2114 nt
Organism: Hydractinia symbiolongicarpus
Lineage: Eukaryota; Metazoa; Cnidaria; Hydrozoa; Anthoathecata; Hydractiniidae
Product: proline-rich protein 5-like
Exons: 3
Coding region: 1017-2054 (345 amino acids)
Biological process (GO): TORC2 signaling
Cellular component (GO): TORC2 complex
Source: RefSeq, a predicted model, not a curated record
ACCGAUUCAUAGCCCCUUUAACUAAAAAUAUAUAGACUAGAAAGCCCAUUCUAAAGUAUAAGCUUGUUAUAUUCCUUAGUUUAAUGGGUCAACUAGAACAUCAGUGAUGCCAAUUUUGAUCACUAUCAUCUUUUUACGUUAAUACUGUUCUUUGUCAAAAAAGGCUGGGUAGCUAUUAUGAGUUGCAUUUCACCAAAAUAUCAUAGAGAUUUAAUUAAUGCUAUGGUAUAUCAGUUUACUUGUUGUAUUACAUUUAUUAAUUAAUUGUGGAGGAGGGUUUCUGUUGAAUGUUGUGAAAAAAUAUGCAGCUAUAAACGAAGAUGGAAACUUGUUUUUUUUAAACAAUGAUUUAAUUUUCUGCAUUUUCAAAGCACUUUGUAUUUUUUCUGUAUUUCUGACACUGCAUAAAAAGGUGGUUAAACUAUUGAAGCUGCUCUCCACAUUAAUGUUCAUAGUCACAUCUCCCCCAGCGUUUAAACGUCGGCGCUCAAUAUGCUCAAUUUCCAUUACAUAAAAGAUGGCUGCGUUUUUUAAAUUCUUAUUGGCUGUUAAGAAAGUUGCCUGUGUGUAAGUUGACUCCUCUUAACUUCGAAAGCUGUCAAAAUACCGGCGUCGCUACAAAAAAAAAAAUCAAUGUGCAUGUCCAAAUACUAAACGAGAGCUGUGACCAAAUAGGCUGUAAUUGAAAGCAACUUUAACGGGUUUUUUUAUAUGCAGUGUAUUUUGAUCAGCCACAUUAUGGUGAUAAAAACUAAUAUUUCAUCCUCCAAUUAUGCUUGAGAAUGUUGCCAAACUGAUGUAUGUUUGCGCCGUUUGUGCAAGAUAGCGGCAUGUUGUGUCGACAUUCAUUUUCUUAGACAUUCAGAACGCACUAAAAGUACUUGUCCAAAUCAAUGUUGAUCGUUAUUGUUUUUUUAUGUUAUAUGUUACAAUAGAAGAGUACCUCGUAAUUUUAAUUUUAAAUAUAUUUUUGGAAAGCCAUAGCAAGCAGGUUAAAAUACAAGGAAACUUCUAUCAUGUCUGGAAAAGUCGGCGAUAUGUUAAAAAACACUAAUAAAAAACAAGCAGGAAGAGAAAUAGACUCUCUGGAGGAGAUUCCAAGUAAGCGUGAGUUAAAACCAUUGCCAAAAUCAAUAGUGACUAUACGAGACGAUGAUUGGAAGUCCUUACAAGCCUCGAUUACUUAUUUAUUUCACAAAAAGAAAUUACCGAAGCUAGAAUUAGACGUACUGAAUGAGAAAGUACGGAACGUUCGAGAUUCUGAAAUUGGAGCUUUCAUAGUAGAGUAUUACAAAGACUCCAUUUUAAAAAAAGGUAUGAUUGUGCUUCGCGAAAAUAUAAAAGAAAAAAAAGGAAACGAUUUAUUGGAAAGAUUGUCAGAUGUGUGGUGUCAGUUUUAUACGAGUAUACUCCCAACUUUAUUAGCAAUAUUCUAUCCAAUACAAGAGCAAGGAAUAAACAUGCGUUCGGUCACUUUAGUCGGCUUCCGUGAUAUUGUUUUAUUAAAAACAAAAAUUCACGAAGCUCUUGAAACAGGAGAAAAGGUGUCUGGUGAAAUAAAACAGAUGUUACUUGUGCUGGCCAGUGUACACGAAUCAAAUCCACCCAGCGAUAAUUAUAUGCAACUGGAACGUCUUGUAGCAAGGGUAGUGAGGCCAUAUCUUGGAUUUGAUGGAUUGUACACGAAGUUGUCAAGUCCUAUGUUUAGACGUAUAUCAAGUGAUCCAAAAGUAACAAACGGUAAUGUGAAAGAGAGAAAGCUAUCGCGCUCUCAAAUCAUUAAGGAAGAAAUGUCUCGUAAACUUCGUCGUAACGGUAGUAACGUUUCCUCUAGCAACAAUGAAAACAAUAACACUGUAAAUAAAGAUGGUAGCUUGAGAGCGAGAUUUCGUUUGGGUUCUACUCCGUGCGUUCCUAUUAAGUCGGCCUCAAUAGCCGAAACAUCAGAACUACCCAGUGGGUCGGUUGAUGGUGAGAUGACUAGUUAUUGGGAACUGCGAAAUCAGCGUUGGAAGAAUAGAGAGGAGAUGUUGAUCACAGAAACUCUUAUUUGAGCAAAAUAUCCUUUGCAACUUUGUGUUUUGUUUCGAAAAUUUAGAGUUAAUAUAACGCCA